ACCACAUUUUCUCAUUAGGGUUUCAGAAAAAAAAAACAAACAGCAGCCAUGGCUUGCACGAUAGACUUACGCUUCCUUGACGAAGGCUUCGGCGGCAAGACCUACAAGCGUAAACGCGAACAUGAAGCGCUUCAACUAAUCACCACCGAAACCACAACCGCCGAUGCAUCGAUGGAGAUCGACGCACCACCGGCAAAGCGAUCGGCAAUACCUUCAACGGAUAAUCCAGACAAACCGGUAGCCGUGGGAAAGCCAACAUACGAUGGGGUCAUCGCAGGGAAGGUGUCUGGACGGAACUGGAAGCAACCGAGGAAACAGAGAGCGUCGGCGAAGCAAGUGAGCAAGAGGGGCACGAAUUUCGAGGAGAGGCAGAAGGAGAAGGAGAUAAAGAAAGCAUACAGAGAGAGGAAGAAUGAGUUGAAGGAGGAGAUUAGGAAGAAUAAGGUGGAGAAGAGGAAGAUGAGAGAAGAAAGAGAGAAGAGGAAGCAGGAGAAUAUAUUGAGGUCUGGUACUAAGUUGCAGAAGAUCACUAACCCUAAAACUCUCAAGAAGAUUGCUAAGUCUAAGGAUAGGAAGAUGCUUAAGGUUGUGCCUGAUGAGCUUGUUAACAACAACAAGAAGAAGAAUGCUAACAAGAAGGAUUAGGGUUAUUUUUUUCUUCUGGGUUUUAUGCUAAUCUUUUCCUACUGUUUAUGUUUUUAUCUUAGAUUCACUGCAAGAAUCUUUUUUUUGUUUUUUCUGGAGAGUUUUGGUGUUCAAAUCUAAUGUGGGCAUUCAAUGGAAAUGCUUACUGUAUCCUAAAGAUUUGGAAAUGGCAACACAGUCAAAUUCUUGCUUGCUUCAA
Molecule: messenger RNA, 844 nt
Organism: Populus trichocarpa (black cottonwood)
Lineage: Eukaryota; Viridiplantae; Streptophyta; Magnoliopsida; Malpighiales; Salicaceae
Exons: 1
Coding region: 49-645 (198 amino acids)
Cellular component (GO): nucleolus
Source: RefSeq, a predicted model, not a curated record